AUGCAGAUUUUCCCACUUAUCACCUUGGCCGGCAUCGCUGCUGCUGCUCGUCCCGACAACUCCAAGACCUUCAUCUUCUCCUACCCUCACCACACCUACACCAAGACCCUCUACGGAGAGAAGGCAGAGCACCUUACCACGACUCACAUGACCAUCGCCAGGCCUCACCACACCCACACCAAGACCUUCUUCACUUGGAUCGGAAACGGUGCUGCUCCUACUGACGUUGAGGACAUUCCAGACGAUGAAGAACAGCAGCCUGAGGAGCCCGAGGAGUCUUCUGCAAAGCCAACCGUCCAGCCUUCUUCCAAGGUUGCCACUUCUGCCCAGGCUACUUCCUCCGAGAUGCCUUCCAUCGCUUCCAAGGGUCCAGAAGCCAACGAAACUGCUCCUCAAGUUUCGUCCAUCUUUGAGGGUGGAGCUGCUGCUGCUGGUGUUGGCGCUGGAGGCUUGGCCGUGGCUUUGUUGCUUCUUUAA
Candidozyma duobushaemuli is the source of this 477-nucleotide messenger RNA. RefSeq lists its product as uncharacterized. The transcript has a single exon. The coding region runs from base 1 to 477 and encodes 158 amino acids. NCBI's taxonomy places the organism in Eukaryota, Fungi, Ascomycota, Pichiomycetes, Serinales, Metschnikowiaceae. The record is from RefSeq and is a predicted model, not a curated record.